AUGCCAGCUCUCCUCCUGGCCGUCAGGAUCAACAGCAAGGGCCGGGAGGUGCUGUACCUGGCCAAGGGCGACUCGGUGAAGCUGGGCUGCCCCUAUGUCCUCGAGCCUGAAGACAACGGUCCCCAGGGCUUGGGCAUCGAGUGGAUCCAGAUCACGCCUGAGCGGACUGGCCCUGAGAACGUGUUCCUGUCCUACCAUGACCACCACGUCAACUACGGCAGCGGUUCGGGGCUGCAGGACCGGGUGGCCUUCGUGCAGAACGACCCCAGCCAGUACGAUGCCUCCAUCCGCCUGGCUGACCUGCAAGUCUCCGACACAGGCACCUACCAGUGCCGGGUGAAGAAAAACACUGUGGCUGUGCACGAGGUUAUUGUCACUGUGCAAGGACGUGCUCCUGGCGACCUGAUAAUCCGUAGCCUGUCAGAGGUGCACGCUGGUGUCUACCAGUGCCGUGUCACCAACCGCGUGGGCUACUCCGUAUGCCAGCUCAACCUCAGCCCUGGGCCAAGUAAGUGCCAUGGUGAGGGGGACAGUGUGGACAGAGUGCAACCGGGGGCUGGCUCUGCGUGCCAGGGUGCCACCGGGGGCAUGGUGACCAGUGGGCAGCCGGUGGGGAGGCUGGUGGUGACAGGCUGUGCUCCCGCGCCAGGAGGAAGGCAGGCGGGCAUCAUCGUGGGCUCCAUCCUGGGCUCCCUCCUGCUCCUCAGUCUGCUUGGGCUCCUCAUCUGGGCACUGAUCUGCCGCUACCGCCGGAAGGAGUGCCAACGGACAUGCAGCGACUGCAGGAGCAGCACCGGCGGCACCAUGACCCGUGCCUGCAACGUCUGCGCCCACCACAGCUACUCACCCCACGGCAUCAGCUACAUGCAGUGCCAGCACGGCGACAGUGACGAGCGGGCGGCUGCCCUCAUGUGCAACGAGGGCAUCCGGCACCAGGUCGCCUGCCCGGCGCUGUAA
Molecule: messenger RNA, 957 nt
Organism: Charadrius vociferus (killdeer)
Lineage: Eukaryota; Metazoa; Chordata; Aves; Charadriiformes; Charadriidae
Gene: VSIG8
Product: V-set and immunoglobulin domain containing 8
Exons: 5
Coding region: 1-957 (318 amino acids)
Cellular component (GO): intracellular anatomical structure
Source: RefSeq, a predicted model, not a curated record